AAACACGCUUUAACAGCGAAGCCCUGUCCUCGGAAGAAGAGGAUGCAGACACUCGCGACGGCGCACUGAAAGCUGUGGACCAGAGCCCGUCUGCGAAGAGGAGCGUCGCGCAGAUAAUGAAGGACAAGAAGAAGCAGACGCAACUCACCCUGCAAUGGCUGGAAGAAAACUACAUUGUCUGUGAAGGAGUUUGUUUGCCAAGAUGCAUCCUAUAUGCACACUAUUUAGACUUCUGCAGAAAAGAGAAGUUGGAACCUGCCUGCGCUGCAACUUUUGGGAAGACUAUUCGCCAGAAAUUCCCUCUCCUUACCACAAGGCGGCUUGGAACAAGGGGCCAUUCAAAGUAUCACUAUUAUGGAAUUGGCAUUAAAGAAAGCAGUGCGUACUACCACUCUGUGUAUUCUGGAAAAGGCUUAACCAGGUUCUCUGGAAGCAAGUUGAAGAACGAGGGUGGUUUCACUCGUAAAUAUUCUCUGAGUUCCAAAACUGGGACUCUCCUCCCAGAGUUUCCAAGUGCCCAACACCUUUUGCUUCAAGGGUGCAUUUCUAAAGACAAGGUAGAUACUCUUAUCAUGAUGUACAAGACACACUGUCAGUGUGUCCUUGACAAUGCAAUUAAUGGGAACUUCGAAGAGAUUCAGCAUUUCUUAUUACAUUUUUGGCAAGGAAUGCCCGACCAUCUUCUUCCCCUGCUUGAAAAUCCCAUCAUCGUUGACAUCUUCUGCGUUUGUGACUCAAUACUGUAUAAGGUCCUUACAGAUGUACUUAUCCCUGCAACAAUGCAAGAAAUGCCAGAAAGUUUACUGGCAGAUAUAAGAAAUUUUGCAAAAAAUUGGGAACAGUGGGUCAUUUCCUCUUUGGAAAAUCUACCAGAAAAUCUGACAGAUAAAAAACUGCCUAUUGCACGAAGAUUUGUUUCAUCCCUGAAACGACAGACGUCAUUCCUACACCUAGCACAGAUUGCUCGGCCAGCCCUUUUUGAUCAGCAUGUGGUGAAUUCUAUGGUGUCGGACAUUGAAAAAGUUGAUUUGAAUAGUAUUGCCUCUCAGGCACUCCUUGCAGUCUCAGGGAGCACAGACUCUGAUGGAGAGGUCUACAGUGAAUAUGACUCUAUUACAGUGUUCCAAGAACUGAAGGACCUUCUAAAGAAGAAUGCCACUGUGGAAUCAUUUAUUGAAUGGUUGGAUACUGUGGUUGAGCAAAGGGUUAUCAAGGCAAGCAAGCAAAAUGGGAGGUCAUUAAAGAAGAGAGCUCAAGACUUCCUUCUCAAAUGGAGUUUUUUCGGUGCUCGAGUGAUGCAUAAUCUAACUCUAAACAACGCAUCAAGUUUUGGUUCUUUUCAUUUGAUCCGCAUGCUACUAGAUGAGUACAUCCUGCUUGCCAUGGAGACACAGUUCAACAAUGACAAAGAACAAGAACUCCAAAAUCUACUGGACAAGUACAUGAAGAAUUUAGAUGCAAGCAAAGCCACCUUUACCGCAUCACCCAGCUCUUGCUUCCUAGCAAAUCGUAACAAAGCUGCUCCUCUGCCCAGUGACACUUCAGUCAAAAAUGAGUGUCUAGCAGAGCAAACCUACGUGUCCUUGUCAGCUAGUCAGCCCAGCAGUGUAGCUUCUGGUCUGAACCCUUUUGCUGCAGGAGACAGUGAGAAUAUGCAUCUGACAGGUCAGAUGGAACUGUCUCAAAGCACUGGUCACCUGAUGACUCCACCCAUUUCACCAGCCAUGGUCAGCCGAGGAAGUGUUAUCAACCAGGGGCCAAUGGCUGUGAGACCUCCAAGUGUAGGUCCAGUGUUAUCCACACAUUCACAGUGCUCUUCCUAUUCAGAACCCCUUUACCAGACAUUGUCACAAACUAAUCAGAAUUACUAUGGAAACAAUUCCAAUUACCAGACGAUGUUCAGAACUCAGGCCCAUUCCACUCCAGGAGUUUACCACCACAGAGCAGAGCACAGCCGCUUCAGUGCCUUGAGUGAACAGCAGUUCUCCAGAGACUACUUCAGCAACAGUUGUGCUGUGUCUCCAUACAAUGCCAGAUCCCCUUCCAGCUAUGGUCCCUCAUCCAUGUCUCAGGAUACACACAAUAUGCAGUUUCUGAAUACUGGCAGUUUUAAUUUCUUGAGCAACUCAGUGUCUACAUGCCCAGGAGCAGCAUAUCCUGCUAAUGCUUCCAACGGGUAUUAUGGAAACAAUAUAAAUUAUCCCGAAUCUCACAGACUUGGAACAAUGGUGGAUCAACAUGUUUCUGUAAUCAGCAGCGUAAGCAGCAUUCGAUCAUUGCCAUCAUACAAUGAUAUACAUGAUCCGCUGAAUAUCUUGGAUGACAGUGGAAGAAAACAAGCAGGCUCAUACUACACAGAGUCCUCACCUUCAGUCGCCUGUCGGACUCCUAUGUUGGCUUCAAACAUGCAAACCACAUCUUCUUCCCAGUGCAUGUAUGGAACACCUGGUCAGUUCCCUUCUCAGGAAAAUCUGGAGCCCCACGGCCCACCAAGCAGAGAUAUAGUGUCAUCUUUACCACCAAUCAACACUGUAUUCAUGGGAGCAGCUGCUGGAGGAACUUAA
Nestor notabilis (Kea) is the source of this 2564-nucleotide messenger RNA. It is a transcript of the gene RFX6, whose product is annotated as regulatory factor X, 6. Gene Ontology annotation, molecular function: RNA polymerase II cis-regulatory region sequence-specific DNA binding; DNA-binding transcription factor activity, RNA polymerase II-specific. The annotation marks the transcript as partial. Gene Ontology annotation, biological process: regulation of transcription by RNA polymerase II. The record is from RefSeq and is a predicted model, not a curated record. The transcript is spliced from 19 exons. NCBI's taxonomy places the organism in Eukaryota, Metazoa, Chordata, Aves, Psittaciformes, Psittacidae.